AUAAUGCUACCAAGGCUGUGAUCACCUUGCAGCCUCCAUGGGUCAGUAUUUUCCAGAAGGAAAAUGUCACUUUAUCGUGUGGCAUAAAGUAUGGGCCUCACCUGCCUGGAAACAGUUCCACACAGUGGUUUAUCAAUGGCACAGCCAGUCUGGUCUCCACGCAUAGUUAUAGCAUCCAUGAGGCCAGUUUCAAGGACAGUGGUGAAUACAAGUGUCAGAUAGGUCCCUCAAUGCCAAGCGACCCUGUGCAGCUGGAAGUCCGCAAUGAUAAGCUGCUACUCCAGGCCUCCCGCAGAGUCCUCACGGAAGGAGAACCUCUGGCCUUGCGGUGUCACGGAUCGAAGAAUAAGCGGAUGUACAAUGUGAUUUUCUAUCGAAACGGAAAAUCCUUUCGGUAUUCUCGAGGUUCUGAGAUCACCAUUCUGAAAAACAACCCGAGUCACAGCGGCAUGUACCACUGCUCAGGCAAGGGAAGAAGACUGCGCUACACGUCUGCAGAAGUGUCUAUCACAGUGAAAGAGCUAUUUGCCAUACCAGAGCUGAAAGCAUCCUUGUCAUCUCCCGUCCCGGAGGGGAGUCAGGUCACCCUGACCUGUGAGACAAAGAUGCUUCUGCAGAGUCCCGGCUUACAUCUUUACUACUCCUUCUACAUGGGUGACGAGAUGCUGGAGGCCAAGAACAAAACAUCCUCAGAGUACCACAUACCCAGUGCUAAGAGAGAAGAUUCUGGAUUGUACUCGUGUGACGCAGCCACGGAGGAUGGCAACGUCCUUAAGCACAGCCACGACAUGAGGCUCCGAGUGCUUGGUCCCCAUUAUUCAUCAGCUCCUGUCUGGUGUCACAUCCUGUUUUACCUGUCUGUGGGAAUAAUGUUUGUGAUCACAGUUCUCUAUGUGAAAAUACACAGACUGCAAAGAAAGAAAAAAUACAAUUUCCAAGUUUCUUUGGUUUCUGAGCAGAGGAAGAAAGCAACUUCCUUUCAGCAAGUUAGAAGUGAUGAUGACAUGUCUGAAGAAGUAACAGCCACU
This is a messenger RNA of Grammomys surdaster, 1028 nucleotides long. Its product is annotated as high affinity immunoglobulin gamma Fc receptor I-like. NCBI's taxonomy places the organism in Eukaryota, Metazoa, Chordata, Mammalia, Rodentia, Muridae. Gene Ontology annotation, molecular function: transmembrane signaling receptor activity. Gene Ontology annotation, biological process: regulation of immune response; cell surface receptor signaling pathway. The record is from RefSeq and is a predicted model, not a curated record.